AUGGAGACGAACAUUGGCAACUUCAUCACGGACGUCAUGCUGAAGGGCAUGAAGGCCGACCUGGCCGUGCUCAACAGCGGCACGCUUCGCGCCGACGCCAUCAUCGAGGCGGGGCCCAUAAGGAUGAGGGACCUCGUCAACAUCCUGCCGAUGCUGGACGAGCUGUGCCUGCUGCAACUCACGGGCGAGCAGAUCUUGCAGGUGCUUGAGAAUUCUGUCUCUCAGUACCCGAGGCUCGAAGGGCGCUUCGCCCAGGUCAGCGGAGUGACCUUCACCUUCGACGCCAAGGGCAGCCCCGGGAGCCGCGUCCUCCGCGACACGGUCAAGAUCGGCGGCGCCGCGCUGGAGCACCAGAGGUGCUACAAGCUUUGCACCAAGGACUACCUGCGGCAGGGCAAGGACGGCUACGACGUCUUCCGGGACGCGGUCUGCCUGGCCGACGGCGAGCAGGCCGGCAUCUUGCCCAGCAUGGUCAGGGAGCAUUUCAAGGCGAUCGAGGCCCUGAACGGCGACGCGCCCGAGGCCUCGACGGCCAUGGCCGGGCGGGCCCUCAGCAGGCAGGCCAGCAAGCGUCAGGCGACCAUGGACCUGUCCAGGAUAGGCGAGGGUCCCGAGUGCACGAAGCGCUUCGCCAUAGCCCCGCAGGUCGAGGGCCGAGUGGUGUGCUUGAAUCCGGCGACCUGA
Molecule: messenger RNA, 684 nt
Organism: Prorocentrum cordatum
Lineage: Eukaryota; Dinophyceae; Prorocentrales; Prorocentraceae
Source: the annotation of a GenBank genome assembly